Ziziphus jujuba (common jujube) is the source of this 1024-nucleotide messenger RNA. Its product is annotated as protein RDM1. The transcript has 4 exons. Lineage: Eukaryota; Viridiplantae; Streptophyta; Magnoliopsida; Rosales; Rhamnaceae. The record is from RefSeq and is a predicted model, not a curated record. The coding region runs from base 289 to 822 and encodes 177 amino acids. Gene Ontology annotation, cellular component: nucleus; RNA polymerase V complex.
AUGGUGUAUAGCAUAGAUCAUCAGCAACGAUUCCGAGUUUUCUUCGCUCCCUCCUCGGCCAAUUUGGUAAAAAUUAUAUAAUCUGAUAAACAAAAUUUGGCAAAAGAAAAACCAGAAGCGAGACUUAUAAUCUAUUUUAUUGUUUGAAGUUGGGGAAGACCCAGUUAGAGAAAACUGUUGCCGUGAGAGUGGGAAAGAGCUUUUUGCCGUUUGGAGAAAUUGAGCAUAAGGAGAAGAAUUAUAAUCUAGUUUUUAGGAAAUUCAUCAGAUCUACUGUCAAUAUACGCCAUGAAGAGGACAGUCCCAUGGAAUGAGGAGGUUGAUGUGAUAUCAUCAGAUUCAGAUGAAUCUUCUUCUUUAGACAAAGAGGUGGAAAUCAAUAAUGGGAGAGCUGUGAAGCAGUCAACUGAUGAUAUGAUGGCUGAUCAUCCCACCAUUGAAAUAACAUCUGAAGGUUCAUUGAUCAGAAGGGCAGAGAUGUAUCAGGAAUACAUGAAGCGGAUCCCAAUCCCAACUCGUCGAGGCUCUAUUAUUCCAUUUUCCACAUGGAUGGGUCUAGGCAAAUCCAUCAAGCAGUUAUAUGGUCAACCUCUGCAUUACCUGACCAAUGUUCUCCUAAAACAGUGGGAUCAGUUGAGGUUCAACAGUGAGGAUGAACACAGGCCCUUGGAUACAAUUAUUCAUCCUUGUAAAGCUGAAGCCACCGUCUGGCUCAUCGAAGAAGUCCACCGCUGCACCUCAUCUCAUUAUCAUAUAGCUAAGCUCUGGCUUUCGGAUCCAAUGCACCAUGCAUUUGUUGAUUCCAUUUUCCCCCAGUUGUAAAAAAAAAAAAUGUAUUAUGCUUUUUAGUUUUCCUAGCUUUUUGGGGUUCAUAAAAUGUUCUUCGGCUGUUUAUUCUUUUUGCCCCCUAAUAGGUUCGUAAAAUGGUCUUCUAUUAAGCUUAAAAGGGUCGUAACAUGUAAUCAUGGUUUAUUGAUCUAACAUUCCAAUGAAUAGAAGACCAGAAUUGCAUUGUUCUUUCUCA